This is a messenger RNA of Bradysia coprophila, 1424 nucleotides long. RefSeq lists its product as uncharacterized. Lineage: Eukaryota; Metazoa; Arthropoda; Insecta; Diptera; Sciaridae. Gene Ontology annotation, cellular component: nucleus. Gene Ontology annotation, molecular function: DNA-binding transcription factor activity, RNA polymerase II-specific; RNA polymerase II transcription regulatory region sequence-specific DNA binding. The record is from RefSeq and is a predicted model, not a curated record. Gene Ontology annotation, biological process: regulation of transcription by RNA polymerase II.
AUUUGACACAUGCAUUAACAGUACAAAAUCGUUUUUUGUGAGAAGCUGCAGGUGCAUUUGGCUCGCAAUCAAAAAAAUCGUUUUAUUUUAUGUGUUUUCACGACCGGCCGUGCUAAAAUGGUUUUCGAUAGGGAAAAAGGAAUUCACUCAUCCAAUCAGAAUGAGCAUGUUGAUGAGGAGGAAAGUAGUGAUGACGAUGAUGAUGAUGAUGAUGAUGACGUGACAACGUACAUAUAUGACUUGGACCAUCCUCCACCGGAGUCGAGACCAUACGCCUGUCCAGUGUGUGGCAAGCGAUACGUUCAAAAGUACUUUUUGAUCGCUCACAUGGACAUUCAUAACUAUGAAAAGAAAUUCGAGUGCUACAUUUGCAAGCAAUCAUUUUGGCUGGAACGCGAUCUAUUCAAGCACAUGAAUACUCGCUGCGGCAGAGAUGUUUCACCGGUGCAUGAAAUACCACCACAUCGAAGAAACCCGAACGCUAAGCAGUCGGGAAGUACGGCACGAAAGAAAAAGGUGCGCGAUUCAAAGCGGGAUAAUCAAGUUGACGGAAAGGAUUGUGCUCGUCACGUAGAACGCAGCGCCGCUUCAUCAAAAAGCUCGCCAUCAAACAUUCGACGAGAAUCGAAAACUUACUCCUGUCCGGAGUGUUACAGAGAAUUCAGGCACAAGAACAAUUUGACCAUGCAUUUAAGGAUCCACAGUGGGGAGAAGCCGUUUGAGUGCGGAGUUUGUAAGAAAGCUUUCAGUCAAUCUAGCACUUUGACCAGCCAUCUUCGGAUUCAUACUGGUGAAAAGCCGUUCGAGUGUGGGGUUUGUAAGAAAGCUUUCAGUCAAAGUAACCAUUUGACCCGCCAUCUUCGGAUUCAUACAGGGGAAAAGCCGUACGAGUGCGGGGUUUGUAAGAAGGCUUUCGGUCACAGUCACCAUUUGAUCGACCAUCUCCGAACUCAUACUGGGGAAAAGCCGUACGAGUGCGGGGUUUGUGACAAAGCUUUCAGUCAAUCUAGCACUUUGACCAGCCAUCUUCGGAUUCAUAAUGGUGAAAAACCAUUCGCAUGCGACAUUUGCAAAAAAACAUUUCGACAAAAGACGCACAUUCGUAAACACAUGAAUAUUCACAUUCCAAACAGUAAAAGAAUUUACAAGUGCAAGGUGUGCAUGAAAGUGUUCCACCAGCGACACAUUCUGUCCGAGCAUCGUAAGGACCAUGAAGAAGAAAGUUAAUCGAGACGUCGCAGAGAAUUCGUGACUGUUUCUAGUAGGUUCGAGACUAUUCAUUUAUGAUUGAGAGUAGUUUGGAACGAAGGAGCUGCUGGUUCGUCUUUUUUAAAGUGUUCUGUUUGAAGUUUUUAUAUUUUUAUUUCUAAUGUUUUGACGACGUCUAUAAGAGCGUUGAUCGGAUUUCUGUUUUCAAUUAAAUU